GCAAAAAAACCUCAAGGAGGAGCUGAAUUCUACGCCGCUCCAUUGGAAUUGAAGGAUGCGAAGAUCGUCACCCUGGAGUAUAGUGUAUUUUUCCCGCAAGCUUUUGAUGGGGGGCAAGCUACCCGGUUUGUAUGGCGGUCGCCAGGGAUGUUCAGGUGGCGAUGCGGCGGUUGACUGCUUCAGCACUCGACCCAUGUGGAGGAAAGACGGUCAAGGAGAGUUAUAUCUAUACGCCCCGAAAGACAAACAAACUGAUUCGCUAUGCAACGAUCCUAAAUCCGUAUGCGAUGUUAGGUGGAAUACUCAAACGAGCAAACCAAGAAGUGGUCAUCUCAGAGGAAACAGAUGGCAAACAGCAAUCUCUUCACCUUGCUUGGAUUGUGGAAUAAGGCUGGAAAAAAAUUGUGACCAAGUACUUCUAAUCAAUUCACCUGUCGUCAGAUACUGUAGAUCAAAACAGAAUAGCAGCAAGAUAAGAAUGUGUGUAUAGAAGUACCAGAUGGGAUUGUUUUGAAGAGUUUGUGAAGGUGUGAGACUCCGUAUCGGCUAGUGUUUUAAAGCUCUUUUCUGCGGAACUGAGAGCAUUUACAUAUAGAGAAUAAAUACCAUAUUGCAUAGCACUCUGUAUGCCAUGUUACCACCCACUAACGUCGCUCGCGAACCUUGGUCCAAACAACACCAAUCACAGACAACCCAAACCCGGCAAUGAACGCAA
Lentinula edodes (shiitake mushroom) is the source of this 715-nucleotide messenger RNA. RefSeq lists its product as uncharacterized. Bases 56 to 490 code for a protein of 144 amino acids. The transcript has 2 exons. NCBI's taxonomy places the organism in Eukaryota, Fungi, Basidiomycota, Agaricomycetes, Agaricales, Omphalotaceae. The record is from RefSeq and is a predicted model, not a curated record.